AUGGAAGUGGAAAGUGAGAAUGAAGAAACAGUGGAAGAACAGUACAUUUUAGUAGAAUUUGCUGGAAAUACUGGAAGUGAUGCAUUAAACCAAGAAAAUGUGUCCAUCAAAGUUCUUGGAAUGGAGACCGAUGAGCCUAUUAUUAAAAUAGGAAAUCAGCUUUAUGAAGGAAAAUACUAUGAUACAAUUGGAACAGAACUCUUCUUCACUGAAGCUGAGGGUGAGCCACCUUCUGAUACCUUGUUUGAUAACAAAUUGGAAAAGAAAUUGGAAUUCUAUGGCAAAACCAACACAAAACUUGUGGUUAGUAGAGCAUUUGCUAAACCAUUGGAAAAAUCCAGAAAUUCGGUUGACCUUCAUUUGCCCAAUCAAAGUGUGUCCAAUUCGGAUAAAAUGAAUGAAGUUUAG
Messenger RNA from Daphnia magna, 408 nucleotides. Its product is annotated as transcription factor tau 55 kDa subunit-like. NCBI's taxonomy places the organism in Eukaryota, Metazoa, Arthropoda, Branchiopoda, Diplostraca, Daphniidae. Gene Ontology annotation, biological process: transcription by RNA polymerase III. The record is from RefSeq and is a predicted model, not a curated record. The transcript has a single exon. Gene Ontology annotation, cellular component: transcription factor TFIIIC complex. The coding region runs from base 1 to 408 and encodes 135 amino acids.